Molecule: messenger RNA, 1636 nt
Organism: Oncorhynchus keta (chum salmon)
Lineage: Eukaryota; Metazoa; Chordata; Actinopteri; Salmoniformes; Salmonidae
Product: gremlin-2-like
Exons: 2
Coding region: 527-1030 (167 amino acids)
Biological process (GO): animal organ morphogenesis
Molecular function (GO): receptor ligand activity; BMP binding
Source: RefSeq, a predicted model, not a curated record
GAGCGUUAGGGAGGGAGAGGGCGAGACUUGUUUAGUGAUGAAAGCCAAUAGAAAGUCUGCUGGGUGAUAAUAUCCACAUGCGGGAGAUGGAGAGGAGCCAGAACACAGAGACACAGAGUGAGAGAGACCCUAACCACAGGAACUCAGGCUGUCUAUGGGCAUCCGUACAGCUACCUCACCAGGACCCCGAAGAGAGUCGCGGACUGGCCAGGGUAGAGACCAGCGAACAAACCACCAAAACAAAGCUCAGCAUAGAAACCCUGAUCUGACAGAAGAGCUGAACAACCUUCAAACUGACCACCAAAACAAAGCUCAGCAUAGAAACCCUGAUCUGACAGAAGAGCUGAACAACCUUCAAACUGACCACCAAAACAGAGGAGCCAACCAAUGAGUGACCAACGAAUAGACCACCUCAACCCCUGACCUCUGUCUCUACUGGAAUACUUACCUAACCCUAACGCAGAGACAGACCGGGACACAGAGAGAGAGAGAGAGAGUGGACGCUUUGGACACCUGAAACAAGAGGAUGUACAGACAGUUUGUUCUGUCAAUCCUACUUGCAGGCGUCCUGUGCCUGGUGGGCGGCAACACCCGCAAGACCCGCCUCCAAGGCUCCAUCCCCAACCCUUUCAAAGGGAACGGCAACACCUCUGACAAACGCACCCGUAAACAGGAAAUACUUGCCUCCAGCCAGGAAGCGCUGGUCGUCACAGAGAGGAAGUACCUGAAGAGUGACUGGUGCAAGACCCAGCCGCUGCGUCAGACGGUGAGCGAGGAGGGCUGUCUGAGUCGUACCGUCAUCAACAGGUUCUGCUACGGACAGUGUAACUCCUUCUAUAUCCCACGACACGUUAAGACGGAGCAGGAGUCUUUCCGGUCCUGUGCUUUCUGCCGGCCGCAGCGUUUCACCACGCUGACCGUAGAGCUGGACUGUCCCGACCUCCAGCCGCCCUUCCGGCACCGCAAGAUCCAGAGAGUCAAACGGUGUCGCUGUAUAUCGGUCUCCGUCGGUGACCCUGGGAAGCGGUGAUACUCGUGUCGCUCUCUCUUCUAUCAUCUUGGACAAUCCCUAGAUACUGUCCAGAUUGUCCGCUCACCUCACAGGAGACAGUUUGUACAAGACUCGAGUACAUGGAGGGUCAGGACAUGCAUUUUUACUGACGGCACAUAGAAUGAAUACAUAAAAGCUGAAGGGGCCCACUCUCUUUAGAAGUACUGAGCAUGACGGAUGUUUCUAUGGAGCAGCUCUGUGUUGAUCAUACCAAGCACUCUAUAUGAGACAAACGGACAUUUCUACAACCCAGACCAAUUAAACCCAUACACUCUGUAGUUCAAAGAUGGUGGAUAAAUGAAGAUGUCUUACUCAGGUGGGUUUACCGUUUAAAACAGAAAAUGGUCACAAUUCCAGACUGCUUAAGGAAGUGCCUUUCCAAUAGACAACAAUGUGAUAGCAGCUGGGUCUGGUCUACUUAGUUCAUUGACUGUAUAUGAACCCGGGGGGGGAAAAAAAGCAGAGUGAGACACCUCACUUCCUCUACCGUCUCUGCAGAAACAGACGUACCUGGACCACAGGUCUCCUCAGCCUGUCGGAGAGGGGGGGUCAUAUUCAAAUGGGAGAAAACUGACUGAAACAAAA